GCGCGGAGGGGUGGGCGGGCCGGCGGCGGCGGAGCGGGAGCCGCCAUGCCCGCGAUGUACAAGGUGCGGCCGCUGCACAGCGCCGGGGUGCUGGCGGAGCACCUGCCCAGCUGCAUGUACCCCCUGCCCAACCUGCACCGCGCCCCCGGCACCGCCGCGCCGCCGCAGGAAGAGGUUGACCCAUCACUUCAGGCACUUGAAUCCCGCCAGGAGGAGAUCCUGAAGCGCUUGUAUGAACUGAAGAGUGCUGUGGAUGGGCUCUCCAAGAUGAUACACACCCCAGAUGCUGACUUUGAUGUAACAAAUGUCAUUCAAACUGAUGAAUUUUCUCCUUUGACAACAAAUGGAGCAGAUUUAGAUCUGAUGCUUGGAAAGGAUUACGGAGCCCUGAAAGAUGUUGUCAUCAAUGCAAAUCCUUCUCUACCUCCACUGUCACUGUUAGUGAUACACAGUCUGCUGUGUGAACGGUACAAAAUAUUAUCAGCUGUUCACACACAUUCAUCAGUGAAAAGUGUGCCAGAAAACCUCUUGAAGUGCUUUGGAGAGCACACUAAGAAGCAGGCACGUCAUGAGUAUCAGUUGGGCUUUACUCUGAUUUGGAAAGAUGUUCCCAAACCCCAGAUGAAGUUCAGCAUUCAAACCAUGUGCCCCAUAGAAGGAGAGGGGAACAUCGCUCGCUUUCUCUUUUCCCUGUUUGGGCAGAAGUACAAUGCAGUUACCUCAACUCUGAUCGACAGCUGGGUGGACACAGCCAUCUUCCAGCUGAAGGAGGGCAGCAGCAAGGAGAGAGGAGCAGUGCUGCGCUCCAUGAACGCUGCCCUGGGCAAGAGCUCGUGGCUGGUGGGCAGUGAACUGACGCUGGCCGACGUGGUGGCGUGGAGCGCGCUGCAGCAGACGGGCUCUGCCAACAGCGCCCCGGCCAACGUGCAGAAGUGGAUCAAGUCCUGUGAGAACCUGGCCCCUUUCAGCUCUGUGAUGAAGCUGCUCAAGUGAGCCUGUACCCUUCACAGUGAUGUUGUUUUAAUCUUACUCCACCUCAUGCCUGCUGUAAUGUUUGAGUCCUUUCUGAGAUGUAUUUUAGGUAUUACAGUUGGACAGAAUCCUAAAAUAAUAAAAGCAUUACAGCUGCC
Molecule: messenger RNA, 1130 nt
Organism: Passer montanus (Eurasian tree sparrow)
Lineage: Eukaryota; Metazoa; Chordata; Aves; Passeriformes; Passeridae
Gene: AIMP2
Product: aminoacyl tRNA synthetase complex interacting multifunctional protein 2
Exons: 4
Coding region: 46-993 (315 amino acids)
Cellular component (GO): aminoacyl-tRNA synthetase multienzyme complex
Source: RefSeq, a predicted model, not a curated record